AUGGAUCCUUCCCCGGUCGGCCAGGAAGCACGUCGGUUGUGCGCGGUGACCGGCGGCCGGGGAUUCAUGGCGAGGCACCUGGUCGCGGCGCUGCUCCGCUCCGGAGAUUGGCGCGUGCGGAUCACCGACCUAGCCCCCAAUGUCACCAUGGAGCCCGACGAGGAUGAUGGGCUCCUUGGCGCCGCCCUCCGUGACGGCCGCGCCGCCUACAUCUCUGUCGACGUGUGCCAAUUGGCCCAGCUCACACAAGCUCUGGAAGGGGUAGAUACUGUUUUCCACACUGCUACCGCGGAUCAGAUCAAGAACAACUUCCAACUCCAUUACAAGGUCAACGUCGAGGGGACAAAGAAUGUCAUCAAGGCUUGUAACACAUGCAAGGUUAAGACACUCAUAUACACUAGUUCCAGUGCAGUUGUAUUCGAUGGAGUUCAUGGCCUCUUUGGUGCAGAUGAAUCAACACCAUAUCCAGAUAAGUUUCCUGAUGCAUACACACAAACCAAGGCAGAAGCCGAAAAACUGGUGAUGAGAGCCAAUGGAAUAGAUGAGCUUCUCACUUGUUGUAUACGUCCUGGCUCCAUCUUUGGCCCUGGUGACGCAAUAGUGCCAACUUUAGUUUCUUACGGAGGAAUGAUGAUCAUUGUUGGUGAUGGCAAGAAUUGUGAUGAUUUUGUAUAUGUUGAGAAUGUGGUGCAUGCUCAUAUAUGUGCCGAGAAAACCCUUUCUACCAAAGACGGUGCAAAGAGAAGUGGAGGCAAAACCUACUUUAUAACUAAUAUGGAGCCAGUGAAUAUGUGGGACUUUAUUUACAUGGUUUUGGAAGAAGUUGGAUACAAAAGCCGUUUCAGAUUAAGAAUACCUUUAUGUCUUCUGGAGCCGAUAACAUUUGUGGUAGACUGGAGCUAUAAUAAUAUAUUCUCGCACUAUGGAAUGCGUCAACCCAGCAUGCUAACAUCCACAAGAAUUAAGUAUGUGACCCUCAAUAGAACAUUCAAGUGCAACAAUGCUGUUGAACAACUUGGUUACAAAGCAAUAGUGUCACUCAAGGAGGGAGUAAACAUGACUACCGAUUUCUACAAGCGCUUAAGGGCGCGAGAUAUGCACAUUUCUAUUUGA
Triticum turgidum subsp. durum (durum wheat) is the source of this 1113-nucleotide messenger RNA. The record is from the annotation of a GenBank genome assembly. Lineage: Eukaryota; Viridiplantae; Streptophyta; Magnoliopsida; Poales; Poaceae.